GUUCUCGUCACUCCGAACUUUCGGGAGAUCCACGGAGGAAGGAGGGGAGAGAACAGCGCCAUUUUCCCUGUCAGACAGGUGUCUUAAGUCCACACUGGCAGGUGGAUUGGGAACAGAUAGUCCUGGAGGGUGGAGAAAUUGGAUUCGGUGCCAAACUGAGUUGUUGUGGGCCAUCAGAAGAAGAGGAGUGGACGCGGCGUAGGUGGAGCCAUGUCGACCUCAUGGCGUGAUGAUGAUGAAGAGUUGAGGGUAGGAGGAGUAAGAGGAGGGUUGAGAGCCAAACCAAGGUUCUCCUUCACGGAGGUCAAACUGCUGCUGGAGGCAGUGAAGAGGAACAGAUACAUCAUCCUCAGGAAGUUUAACCAAGGUGUGUCAGCUGAAACCAAGAAACAGACCUGGGCUGAAAUCACCAAUCAGAUCAACGGCCUGGGAGAGAAUCACAGAGAGGUGCGUCAGAUCAUGAAGAAGUGGGCGGACCUCAAAUGUGAUGGAAAGAGACGCAUCGCGGCCCUGCGGGGCCCCAAUGGCAGCAACCUGAGGAAGAAGAACCUGGGCCCUGUGGAGAGGAUGGUCCAUAAGAUUCUAAUGAUGAGUCCUAGAGGAGAUGGUGACAGUGAUCUGGACUUUGGUGAAGAUGAAGAUUUCUCAAAGCUUUACACGAAAGGCCUGCCCUCCAACCCUCCGCCGUACUCCUACCUCAGCUUGACAGACAGCUCCCACUCGUUACCUGGAGGAGCCCCCGUAGACCUCUCUCCUCUCUCCUCACCAGAGAAGGAACUUGGUGGAGAUCCUUUCCAUUCCUCCUCUGACUUUGAUUUAGACCUGGGUGAUGAUGGAGAACGAACCAUGGACUUUGACGAAAACGAGGACUCCCUGUUCUCCUCCCACCCUUCCUCUCUUCCCCCGCCCUCCUCCACCUCGCUGGACCCCCUGCCUGAUGACGCCCUGCUGAGGGUCAAGCCAGUCUUCACCUACUCCCGAAACAGCAGUCAGAACCACAGCCACAUCCAGAACCACAACUACUCCAGACCAACACCUGGACCCUCUUCGUCCUCCACCUCCUCUGUUUUCCCUUCGGUAUCAGAUUCAGACGCCGCCUUGUCCUGUGCUGCGCCUCCUUUGAUGCAGCCCCCCACAAGCUCAAGUAUGACAGCCUCCUCCUCUACAUCUGUUGCAGCCAGUGACUCUACCUCUCACCUUGCACCCUCCUCGUCGUCCAUCCCGCUACUUCCUGCUCCUUCUCCCACUUCCUCAGCUGCUGUAUCCUCCUCCUCCUCUGGUGCUUCUGCAACCACCGCUCCAUCGUCUUCUGUGGCCAGCUCCCAACCGCCUCCCUCCUCCUCAGUCCUCUCAUCCAAUCAUCCCCCCACCUCGGGCUCAAACUCGUCUGACCCUCUCCCGGCUGGAGCGUCCUCCCGCAGGUCCCAGGACCACGUGGCCCAGGUGGCCUCUCAGAGCCUCCAGCAGCAGCGGGCCAGCAGGAUGCUCCUGACCUCAGUGUCUCAGUCUCUGGAGAUGCUGGCUCAGUCUGUCCAGCUGCUGGUGGAGAGCCAGCAGGAGUUUGUGCAGGAGUCUCUGCUGCUGCAGAGGGAGACGGUGGACAUCCUGAGGGACUUCUCCAACACUGCGCUGACUAUGCUGAGGGACAAAGCCAACAGUGGACAUCUGGCGACGCAUCAUCAUCCCGCUCCACACUUCUGAAAAAUGGAGAUGAAACAAACUUGUAGGUUUUCAAAAGAGACAAAAUGGGACGAAAGAAGGAGCCGAGUCCAGGAGAGCUGUGGGAGUGGGAGCAGAUCACAGGCAGCCGGCCACCAAAUGGAGUCCUGUGGGUUUAAACAUCCAAGAUCACGAAACAGAUGAUGACCUUUGACCUAAGCAGCCAGAGCAUGGAACAAAAUGUUUGCUCAGAGGCACAAUGGUGGCGCACACACGAAGUGUUAGCCUGUGAUCUCAUAAGGUGUUUAGUUAUGUGCCUGAAUCUUGUUUUUCUCUUCUGUGUUUACUGUUGGUUUGUGGCAGGCUCAUGUUUUCCACUCUGCGAUUGGCUGACUGGAUCGUGCUGAUGUGUGGAGACAGAAACACAGAUACACUCGAUGAUGCAAGGACACAGUCUCGUGUUUGACCUUUUAAUGUCCUGAGUGCUCUGGGUCUCUGGGCUCAGCAGAGAAACUGAAACGUGUCAGUAGAAUAUGAAGGUACUAACCCUGCAUCAGGGUGGGAGCUGCUCCGGCCACAGUUUAAACACGGUCACUGCUGUUAAAUCCACAGGGCAAGUGACAGAGUCUCUGCUGGAAAACAUCUCGUUCAGUGUUUUGUCCAAGGGCAGCGUGGCAUUUUUUAAAACUAGGGACAAACAGCUGUUGUUUAUCAGUGACCUAAUAAUCUGGUUUGGUCUGACGGUGUCUCAGUAACAUGGGUUAUACUGUGCGGCAGGUUUUUCUUUUUUCUUUUUGUUUUCUGGCCCAAAAUUCAGUUUGACUGAGGAGAGCAUAAGUUCCUGCUCCAGUCAAAGAAAUCAUCAUGUCUCUGAACAGUCGCAGACCUAAAACCUGAUACGAGUCCUGAAACACCUGCCUCCUGACUCACUGUAAACUAAUCUGACGAUGAAUGGAUUUAAUAUCCAUUCAUCCAUAAUAUUUUUAUUAAACUGUACGGCUGACUCAGCACAGAGAUCUGAUUUACUGUUUCUGCUCAGUGAAACACGUGGGCUUUGUCUCGUGGGAGUUCGACCAUCACGCGACGUGGCCCAGUUUAAAUUCUGUGGCAGCACAGAGUUUUAUCCUGUCUCCCUCUGAAAACUCCCAAAGUCCAGAGUUCAACAAAUUCUGCUCGGAGUCUGAAAGUCGAGCUUUAUCUUUGACUCUGGAUCAGCUGAUCAUCGUCAGGCUGGUCGCUGCUGUUGAACACAGCGAUGGGCGGAGCUCAGUGCUGAUGUGGCUAAUGAAAUUUGUUUAACCCACCGACCGAGCCUGUCGUCGCCUGGAAAGCAGCACACAGUGAUGUGGAUACAUGUUCACAGGCCGAGCAGUUUUAAAUGGGAAUGUUAAUCAUUAGCUGAAACACCCAUACAACAGGAUUUCUAUCCACUGUUAAAUAUGAUGAGCCAAUGGAAAACAGUGAAAUCUUUCACGUGGAGUUUCUGAGCUCGACUUCAGAACAAGUUAAAACGUUUAGCUCUCCCUUUCUCCCAGUUACAGAUCAUUCAGAAAUAUGCUGCCUGUCUGAGGAGGAGCAGCAAACUGUUGUAGUAAUGUCGUUAAAUGUUGUUGCUGCUGCAGGACUGACGGCUGCUACCAGCUUCUGAAUGUGUUCAGACGGUGAACGUGGCUGCUGAGUUUUCAAACUUCCCGCCCUCUGUGGCCUGUGAGCAGCCACGGUGAACUGUACAACAUAGAUUUAAGGUAGAAUGAGCAGAAAAUGGCAAAUGAUUGGUGAGCGUUUCUGGAAAUGCACGGAUGACUUUCAUUUCCUGUUUGAAAUCUGUACCAAACAGCAGUUUAUAAAAUAUACUGGUGUUUUAUUUCUGAGACAAACGUCUGAGUCCAGAGGCAGAAAGACGAUGUGCUUUUCUCUCACACUCUUCUUUGCCCUCCUUUGUUCUCAGUCCAGCUCAGAGUGUCGUAUCUGAAUCUGCUGUUUGAUCAGAACUGACCGAAUGACUGUCUGCUGUUACACCUGUCUGCUGUUACACCUGUCUGCUGUAACACCUGUCUGCUGUAACACCUGUCUGCUGUUUCCUACGACCAAAUCCUGAGAAUAAAGCUUUUACUAAGA
This is a messenger RNA of Toxotes jaculatrix (banded archerfish), 3777 nucleotides long. RefSeq lists its product as uncharacterized. Lineage: Eukaryota; Metazoa; Chordata; Actinopteri; Toxotidae. The record is from RefSeq and is a predicted model, not a curated record. The coding region runs from base 211 to 1701 and encodes 496 amino acids. Gene Ontology annotation, cellular component: nucleus. The transcript is spliced from 7 exons.